AGCAAUCUUUCACUCGCUCUUUACUGCAAACCUCUUCACAUUCUCUAAAACCAUCUCACUUCCUGUCAAUACUCAGAUACCUUUUCCUUCCUUCCUUCCUAGUUUAAGAACCGACCCAAGAAAUGGCUCUUAACGUCGCCGCCGCCACCAAGCUGGUGAAACCCGAGAACCAGCCCAGCCGUGCCUACGUCACGUUCUUGGCCGGGAACGGCGAUUACGUGAAGGGCGUGGUCGGGCUGGCCAAAGGGCUGAGGAAGGCAAAGAGCAAGUACCCGCUCGUGGUGGCAGUCUUGCCGGACGUGCCGGAGGAGCAUCGGAAGAUACUGGUGGAUCAAGGCUGUGUCGUGAGGGAGAUCGAGCCGGUUUAUCCGCCGGAGAACCAGACUCAGUUCGCCAUGGCGUACUAUGUGAUCAACUACUCCAAGCUCAGGAUUUGGGAGUUCUUGGAGUACAGCAAGUUGAUCUAUUUGGACGGAGACAUCCAAGUCUUCGACAACAUCGACCACCUCUUUGACCUCCCCAACGGCUUCUUCUACGCGGUCAUGGAUUGUUUCUGUGAAAAGACGUGGAGUCACACCCCACAGUACCAAAUUGGGUAUUGCCAACAGUGCCCCGACAGGAUCCAAUGGCCUGACCACGCCGGUCCAAAGCCGUCGCUUUACUUCAACGCCGGGAUGUUCGUGUAUGAGCCGAACCUCAAGACGUACCGUGAUUUGCUCGAGAAGCUCAAGAUCACACCUCCAACUUCAUUUGCCGAGCAAGACUUCUUGAACGAGUACUUCAAGGACAUAUACAAGCCAAUUCCCAAUGUCUACAACUUUGUGCUCGCGAUGCUGUGGCGUCAUCCUGAGAAUGUCGAGCUCGACAAGGUCAAGGUUGUUCAUUAUUGUGCUGCGGGGUCGAAGCCAUGGCGGUACACGGGCGAGGAGCAAAACAUGGACAGGGAAGAUAUCAAGAUGCUGGUGAAGAAGUGGUGGGACAUUUAUGACGACGAGUCUUUGGACUACAGAAAUAUCGUCGCCAGAGAUGAAGCGGCAAAGCGGGCGAACUUGGAGAGGUUCCUCGCGGCGCUAUCUGAGGCUGGAGUCGUGCCUUACGUGCCUGCCCCGUCUGCCGCAUAGCUGUUAAGGAGUUCAGGGGAUGUCCAAUAAGUUUGUAGAGGGAUUUUAGUGCCUUAAGUACAGUUUGAAGUUGGAAUUCUUAUUCCUUAAGAUGAAAGGCUUGUUUUUUUCUGCCUUUCAUUUCCUGGAUCUCUAGAGGUCUGAAGUGAAUUUCUAUUCUCUUUCUGUUUACAUUGGUAGGCUCAAAUCAUAUCGUCGGUUGUAACACUUUGUAGAUUAUGUUAUGAUUAAAUCAUCUUUCUGUACUAACCCUAUUCA
Messenger RNA from Eucalyptus grandis, 1379 nucleotides. RefSeq names its product galactinol synthase 2. NCBI's taxonomy places the organism in Eukaryota, Viridiplantae, Streptophyta, Magnoliopsida, Myrtales, Myrtaceae. The transcript is spliced from 2 exons. Gene Ontology annotation, molecular function: glycosyltransferase activity. The coding region runs from base 123 to 1121 and encodes 332 amino acids. The record is from RefSeq and is a predicted model, not a curated record.